UGGCGCAGUCAUUGCACCACUACCGGGAAAUCCAGGCAACGGAACGAAUCUAUUUAUAAACACUGCAAUACGCAUCAAUAUAAGGCAGGUGGGUGUCGUCUUCACCAGCGACUUUGGUUGAUCUUCACUACAGAAGGUCAAAUCUGGCUUCGGAGGGUAUUAAGGGAACAUCAUCACCUGUUGCCAUGGCGUCCGCUAACACUCAGCAAGCAGAAGAAGCUGCAGCGAUCAAAGCUGCCCAUCCAGGUGGAUGUCGUGUGAUGACUGAUGUUGGGAGGUUCACUCAUGUGGUCACAGUUCAACCCAUGAAUAUGGACGCAACCAUCAAAUUCCAGCUGGAAGCUUCAUAUCCAAGCAAGGUCCCAACUGUAACAGUGAGAUCCGAGGCUCUUUCUGAUGAUGAUAAGCUGGAGCUUCAGAAAUAUCUCCUGGAGGAGGCUGAGGUUAGCCUCAACACACCAAUGAUUCAGUGUCUGGUGGACAAGGCUACCAUAUGGCUCAAGAGUAGUGGAAUGAGAUCAGGGGAAGUCUGGCCGGUAAGUGAAGCUCACUCUGCUUCCAGGAACCAUGGGAAGAAACGAAAGGGAAAGAAGAAGGUAGUUGACGAUGUUGUAGAGGGGAAGUUGGUGUCCAUGAAGACGGCUGACGAUGUUAUAAAGCGUAUCAUGUGGGAUGGUACCCUGCAGAGUGAUGACUUCCUUGUCGGAUACUGGGAUCGCUUCCGCGGAAUCAUGGAGAAGUACUUCUCUGCCUUCUCCUGGGAAGAUAUUGCAUCUGUUGACUACACAGUGCUGGCCAUACCUAAGCACAGGAUCCAGUACUUUAAAUAUAAAACCGAGAUAGUGUGGGACAAGGGCUCCAGACUGGACAAUGUGUUUGGGUCAACUGGGAGUAAACUGACCAUUACAGAUGUCAUCGAGAGAUACGAGAAGAACCGACAGAAUCAGGACCAGGAAGAAGAUAAUGAUGAAGACAAGGAUGUGGAUGAAGAUGAAGACAGCGACAGCGAUGAUGGCAUCACUGUAACUAUUGGCGGCAUCAGUAAUGGUACAUCAACCCAGAAACCGACAUCAGACACCAACCACUACGUCGCUGGAGGAAGCAAAGAUAAUGAUUGGCAAGCUGAUAAUGAGGUCAAUCCUUUCUGGAAGGACAAACUGCGACCGAACUACUUCAUCGCUGUGAGGGUGACAGACCAGGAGGUGCUGGAGAACCUGGAGAGUGUCCAGGACUACAUCCUGGAGAACGAACCACGGUACAGCAGUUGCUGCAUUCCUGGAGCCUCCCUCCACAUCACGCUGUGCACCAUGGGACUUGGCACCCCCGAGCAGGUCAGCAACGCUGUGCAGGCGAUCCAGAACAUGAAGUCAGACUUGGAAGCCUCUGUCCCAAAGGAGCCUCUGAGGCUUGUUGGGGUGGGCAACUUCUUCAACAGGGUCAUCUAUGCCAAGGUGCAAUGCCCAGAAACAUUCGUCCCCUUUGUGGACCAUGUGAAGAUGUGUUUGAACGAAGCUGGGGUGGAAAUUAGGGAUGGGUACGAGUUUGUUCCACACAUGACCAUUAUGAAGACAACACGACCAGUGUCUCGACUGAUGGGAACCAAGGAGGUCAGCCCGUUUCUCUAUGACAGUUUCGCUGAUAUGACAUUUGGGUGUCAGAGCAUAGAUGCCAUCCAUCUUUGCUCAAUGGAAACAGAGAGGCGAGAGGAUGGCUUCUACUUGUCUCCCUGUCACAUCAACUUCAAACAGUCAGAAUAAACUACAGGACAAUCAGUGUUAGUUGGAAAUGUGAUAUGGUACUUUAAAAAUAAGAUACAUAAAAUAUUUUGAUGUUUUAGCAGAAUGGUACAAAGAAUGAUUUUCACUGUUUUAUUAAUAGUGGAGAAUACACCUUGACCUCAGAAGGGCAUGCUGGGCAUGCUGAGGACAUCAUGCUUUGUGAAACUGAAAACACGAUCUUGUCAGUCUGGAUCGUGUAACAAAAGGAACAAGAACCAGUCUGGUUUCAGUAUUUUUCAAAUAUGAUUUUUGCUUCUAUACAGCAUUUCUGAGUAACGUUGAUCAAAUGUUUUCUCCAGCUGACUGGAUCAAGUUCCAAAAAGUCUAUCUGUGAUUCAUAUGCCAUUAAAUCAUUAUACUUGCA
Haliotis rubra (blacklip abalone) is the source of this 2142-nucleotide messenger RNA. Its product is annotated as leukocyte receptor cluster member 9-like. The record is from RefSeq and is a predicted model, not a curated record. NCBI's taxonomy places the organism in Eukaryota, Metazoa, Mollusca, Gastropoda, Lepetellida, Haliotidae. Gene Ontology annotation, molecular function: protein binding.